AUGGCCUCCGCUUCCGAGCACUCCAAGCACAUGUUCGAGUGCUUGAGACAUGGGCAACUUGAAUCCGUGCGCCGAGCAGCAAAGACAUUCAACUUCCGGGAGGUCGGAGAUUACGGGACCCCUCUCAUGGCGCUCCUGGCGGAGAACAUCUGGCUACCUGAUGAGUUGGGCGAGGUGAACUUCCAGCAACGAGUCGCGGCUGCAGACUUCUGCAUGUCAAAGGGCGCGGACCCCCUGCAGCACGUUCCCGUGAACUGCAAGCACCUCCUUACGUUCGGCGAACGGAGUGUUCCCUUCGCCUGCAACUCUGCCCGCUCCCUUCUGAGCACUCUGCAAGCGAUCUGGCAGAGCAUGGUGCCUCAAAUCCUUAUGGGGGCAGAGACGGAGGAGGAUGCGCAGGUGCUUAUCCAAGAGAUGACGACCACGGGAGACCGGCUGCGGACUUUCGAUCAGCUCUUCAGGGUGCCAUCUCCGAGGGGUAACCCCCAGCUGCCUGUGGCAUCUGGUCAGCGGGGAUUUUUCAGCAAGCUCUGGAGCGAGAUCUUGAAGGAUUACUCCACGGCCGAUGUAGAAAUUCUUGCAGUAACUGAUGACGGGCUGAGUCUGAGACCAGAUUUCAAGUCGCAUUGCCACUCCUUCGUCCUCUGCAAGGCUUCACCCGUCUUUGCGUCGCUGCUUCAGGGAGAUCCCUCGAGCCCCAAGCGCCUUGAGUUGGCCGCCACGGGCGCAGCGAUCAAGGCCUUCCUGCACUUGAUCUACACAGGCAGCUUCGAGGGCUCGACUUGGCCGGAGGUGCCCUUGCUCGUCUCCGUGGCGCGCUUGGCCGCGGAGUCGCAGACCUGGUUCGUUCUCCCGGCCCUGGUGCAGCAUAUGCGCUGCAACCUCUCGGAGUUUACCUUCUGCCCCAUCUGCAAGUUUGCCAUAGACUUCCGGCAGGACAGCUUGCUGAGUGCCUGCCGGCACUUUGUCAGAACCUACGAGUCCAGGGUCCCUCAGAGCGAGUGGGUAUCCUGGUCAUCCUACUUGUCGGACCAUGCGACGCAAGAUGUGCAACAGUUGGUCUACCAGGCCUUGCAGCUUGGUGGCCACCGCGAAAGUCGCCCUCCCGGCGACGGGACAGCCGCAGCAGGAGUCGUCGUCGAUGAAGCCAGCUCCUUGGACCCGGAUGAAUCAGACCGGCUGUCCGGUUUCGAUUAUGCAAAAUGGGACCGUUUAGAAAUCAGUGACGAUGAGGCUGGCAUCUGUUUGGCGGCAGCUGGAGUCUUCGUGCCUGCACCUGGCCAGACUACGUUCCACCCCAAUCUGGACAAGGGCCUGAACAUUCGCGUGAACCGCAUCACGCGCGAAAGGAAGGAAGAUGAGAUCGAUGAGGAUGCUCCGUCGCAAGUGGGAUCUAUU
This is a messenger RNA of Symbiodinium necroappetens, 1398 nucleotides long. The record is from the annotation of a GenBank genome assembly. NCBI's taxonomy places the organism in Eukaryota, Dinophyceae, Suessiales, Symbiodiniaceae.